UGUUCCUCCUCCUCCCUCUCCCCUGUACGGGGAAGCCGAGAGACGUCAGGCCGGACCGGAGAUUAGCAGGCGCUUUAAGUGGAUUAGAAAGUAGCCGAGGCAAAGAGAAGAGAGGAGAGGCGAGAAGUUGGCGGAGCAGGCGCCGCUUUGCGAGUUGCUUUCAGCCGGCUGCCCAGGCGCGCUUCCCUCGUCCGGCUUUCCUUUCUGGCUUGAAGAGCCCCGCCAUGCCCCAGACAGUGGCUCUCAACGGUCCUUCGCCAUGGGGGUUCCGCCUGGUCGGAGGGAAAGAUUUUAGCACUCCGCUGACUAUUUCCCGGAUAAAUCCAGGAAGUAAAGCUGCUCUUGCUAACCUUUGCCCAGGUGAUGUCAUUUUGUCAAUUAAUGGUGACAGCACAGAAAAUAUGACACAUUUAGAAGCACAAAACAAGAUCAAAGCUUGUCUGGAUCAACUGAUAUUGUCUGUGAACAGGACUGAAGGCAAGGUUUGGUCACCUAAUACUUCAGAAGAUGGAAAAGCACAAGCUUAUCGUGUCAGUGUAGAACCUGAACUACAGGAUAACGGACCUGUUCCAAACAGGAGACCCAUGGCCUUUUCACCUGGAGGAAGUCCAACAGACAGCAAGCAGACCUUAAAUUUGCAGUACAAUCAUCCUUCACGUCUGUAUGCAAAUAACAGUCCAGAUUCUAGUUUACCCUCACAGAUGAGCAGUCUCAAUAUCACACCUCCCCAAAGUGCUGAUCCUCUAAGGUCUCUCGCAAGGAACAAAAAUGGAAUUGACACAGACUCGGAUGUGUACAAAAUGCUACAAGAUCAUGAAAGGCCCGUUUCAGAACCUAAGCAGUCAGGAUCUUUCCGGUAUCUGCAAGGCAUGUUGGAAGCUGGAGAGAAUGGUGAAAAGUACGACAAAGUGACCAGUCCGAGACACAUUAAAUCUCCAGUCCCCAAAUUGGGUGGAGCCAUGUCUGGCUUGCAGGUGCUCCCUGAGUGUACCAGAUGUGGUAAUGGCAUUGUUGGCACAAUAGUGAAAGCCCGUGACAAGCUCUACCAUCCAGAAUGUUUCAUGUGUGAUGACUGUGGCCUCAAUCUGAAACAAAGGGGCUAUUUCUUUAUUGAGGAACAACUAUACUGUGAGACGCAUGCCAAGGAAAGAGUUAAACCACCAGAAGGAUACGACGUGGUUGCUGUUUAUCCCAAUGCCAAAGUUGAACUUGUCUAAUUAGAUACUGCUAUUUCCCAGCCAGGUUGAAAGAGCUAGAAGAGAGUCAAAAGGGUUUAUUCUCAGUAAAAUAUCUUUCAGAGAUUAAAUGAAUUACCCUUGGGACCUUAGGUGGCACAGUAUUGGUUGCAGAAAACCUUUGGAAACAAAUUGCUUUCCCCCAUUUCUUGUAAAACUUCGCUUUUUGGUUGCUGUGCUGGAAUUUUUUUUUUUUU
Molecule: messenger RNA, 1432 nt
Organism: Thamnophis elegans (Western terrestrial garter snake)
Lineage: Eukaryota; Metazoa; Chordata; Lepidosauria; Squamata; Natricidae
Gene: PDLIM4
Product: PDZ and LIM domain 4
Exons: 7
Coding region: 225-1217 (330 amino acids)
Biological process (GO): actin cytoskeleton organization; heart development; muscle structure development
Cellular component (GO): Z disc; stress fiber; adherens junction
Molecular function (GO): muscle alpha-actinin binding; actin binding
Source: RefSeq, a predicted model, not a curated record